This is a messenger RNA of Aureobasidium musti, 1161 nucleotides long. The record is from the annotation of a GenBank genome assembly. Lineage: Eukaryota; Fungi; Ascomycota; Dothideomycetes; Dothideales; Saccotheciaceae.
AUGUCGAAACCCAGCACUUUCAAGGUUAAGCACCUUGGGCGCGACGAUGUCAUCGAGAGACAUGAUACCCUUAUCAAUCCUUCGUUAUCAACCUUGGUCCCUACAGACACGUCUAUUGACCCUGAUCUCAUCACAUUCCAUCGCUCUUUUCCAGAGUCUAAGACAACUCCUUUGAUAGACCUGCCUGAAGUGGCUCGAGAGCUAGGUGUUGGCCACGUAUAUGUCAAAGACGAGAGUCUUCGAUUUGGCCUCCCAUCAUUCAAAAUUUUGGGUGCAAGCUGGGGAGUGUUCAGAGCGAUAUGCGAAAGAACGGGUCUUCCAUCAUCUGCAUCACUUGAAGAAGCUGGCCGUGCGGCUCGGAAGGCAGGUAUCAAGUUGGUAUCUUGUACCGAUGGUAAUUGGGGAAGAGCAGUCGCGCGUACUGCCCAAUACAUGGGCAUUGAAGCUACUAUCUUCGUUCCCAAGACUAUGGACCAAGCGACCCAGGAGAAACUACGUAGUGAGGGUGCUACUGUCAACGUCGUCAAUGGCAGUUACGACGAUAGUAUCACUGCAACCAUGAGAGAGUCUGAGAGCUCUGCAGCUAUGCUUGUGAUGGACACGAGCUGGGAGGGGUAUUCGCAAAUACCACGGUGGGUCGUCGACGGUUAUGCCACCAUGCACGGGGAGGUAGAUCGCCAGCUCGAGGAGGCAUGUGAGAAACGGCCAUCACUUUGCAUCGCCUCUGUUGGUGUUGGCUCAUGGGCGCAGUCUGUCGUCUCUCACUACACAGGUCAGGGCUCAGACACAAAGGUUGUCACAGUCGAGUCGGAAGCAGCGCCAUGUCUGAUGGAAAGUCUACACAAUGGAAGGAUCGUUUCAGUCGAGACGGGCUCCACAAUUAUGGAUGGCACGAAUUGCGGUACUGUUUCUACCAACUGCUGGCCAUCUCUCAAGUCAGGAGUUUAUGCUUCGGUGGUCGUCACUGACCUUGAAGCACACCACAGUGUCCUGUAUCUACAAGAUCAUGGUGUUAAUGCAGGCCCAUGUGGAGCGGCUCCGUUAGCAGCUUUAAGGAAGUUGCAUCACAGAGGCGUGCUCCAGGAAGACCCUGAUGCAGUUGUUAUCUUAUUCAGCACUGAGGGCCACAGAGAUUACGUCUUGCCUAGUUCGAAGGGCUAG